AUGAAUAGUAAUAUUUGUUUUAAAUUUAAGAGAAGUUCUGAGAUUCAUCUAAUGAUUGAUCAAUUCAAGGGGGAUUCUCGUUUUAAUAGAGUGAGUUUGCGAAUUGCACAAAAGGAUUUAGUUUACAGUUAUUUGAAUGUGGAGGAAUGAACAUUCUGGGAGAGAAAUCGUGGUUCAUUACUCAAAAUAAAAAUUUUUAUUCUUUUAUUAAUUAGAAUAAAACUAAAAAUUAUAAUUUUUUUAUCUGUUAUAAAAUUUUCAAAAAUUUAAAUCUCAUAAUCAAAUAAAUGGGAAGGGCUGUGUUUCACUUAAUAAAAAUCAAUACCCACACAGAGUACUAACCUUAAAUAUAGGGAAUUAUAAUUUUUUAUUGA
Paramecium octaurelia is the source of this 374-nucleotide messenger RNA. Lineage: Eukaryota; Ciliophora; Oligohymenophorea; Peniculida; Parameciidae. The record is from the annotation of a GenBank genome assembly.